AACACAUAUCCAAAUAGAAGCUACUAGAAGCCCAAUCCGUCAAGAAAAGUCUAGAGACCCUGUCGUGUAACAUAAAAACCACCGAAGAAAACAUCACUGCGCCGCGCUGCCACACCAAAUAAACACAAACAUGGACGCAUCAAAACUCAAUCAAUUGAAGCAUUUCAUCGAACAGUGCAAGUCCAACCCUUCCCUCCUCGCUGAUCCUUCACUCUCCUUCUUCCGCGACUAUCUUCAAAGUCUCGGCGCGAAACUUCCUGAGUCUGCUUAUUCCGAAUCGACGGGCGUGGAGAGGGAUGAGGACAUAGAGGAUCUUACGGAGGAGCACGAGAAGGUAGAAGAAGAAGAAGAAGAAGAAGAGGACGAUGUAAUUAUUGAAUCCGAUGUUGAGCUUGAGGGUGAAACCUGUGAGCCUGAUGAUGAUCCUCCACAGAAGAUGGGAGACCCCUCUGUCGAGGUUACUGAAGAGAAUCGUGAUGCAUCGCAGAUGGCCAAAAUUAAAGCCAUGGAUGCUAUUUCUGAAGGUAAGUUGGAGGAGGCGAUUGAGAACUUAACAGAAGCUAUUUCACUCAAUCCUACCUCUGCCAUAAUGUAUGGAACUAGAGCCAGUGUUUACAUCAAAAUGAAGAAACCCAAUGCUGCGAUCCGUGAUGCAAAUGCUGCUUUGGAGAUUAAUCCUGAUUCUGCUAAAGGAUACAAAUCACGUGGCAUAGCACGAGCAAUGCUUGGUCAAUGGGAAGAAGCUGCAAAGGAUCUUCAUGUGGCUUCAAAGUUAGACUAUGACGAGGAAAUAAAUGCUGUACUAAAAAAGGUGGAACCAAAUGCUCACAAGAUAGAGGAACACCGUCGGAAAUAUGAAAGGCUGCACAAAGAAAGAGAGGAUAAAAAAAAGGAGCGUGAGAGGCAGCGGCGCCGUGCUGAAGCUCAGGCUGCCUAUGAGAAGGCUAAGAAGCAAGAGCAAUCAUCUUCCAGUAGAAAUCCUGGAGGCAUGCCUGGUGGGUUUCCUGGGGGCUUCCCAGGGGCCGGGGGCAUGCCAGGGGGAUUCCCAGGGGCCGGGGGCAUGCCUGGGGGCUUCCCAGGGGCUGGGGGCAUGCCUGGGGGAUUCCCAGGGGCUGGUGGCAUGCCUGGGGGAUUCCCAGGGGCUGGUGGCAUGCCUGGAAACAUUGAUUUUAGCAAAAUCUUGAGUGACCCUGAACUGAUGGCGUCAUUUGGUGAUCCAGAGAUUAUGGCUGCUCUUCAAGAUGUUAUGAAGAACCCUGCUAAUUUUGCCAAGCACCAAUCAAAUCCAAAGGUAGCUCCUGUAAUUGCGAAAAUGAUGACCAAACUUGGAGGUGGUCCCAAGUGAAUACUUUUAGAUGCUUGUAAGUUAUUUGAGACUUCAACUUUCCAGCCCUCUGGCAUCGGGUAUUUAAUGUUUAUUGCAUUUUUAAUCUUACCGAAAUUAUUAAACUUUUUACCGUUUGUUAGUCCUGUUUCUUAGGUGCCCCUAUAUAGCUCGUGUUGGUAGUAUGUUUAUUUGUCAACAAUGCAAUGUUAUUUUCCCGAGUGAAUUUGAACGUUUGAAGUUUAUAUUUUUGCGUUUCAGGAAAAAUGAAAUAAUAGUUUCUUAGCUUUGUCCA
Molecule: messenger RNA, 1619 nt
Organism: Glycine soja
Lineage: Eukaryota; Viridiplantae; Streptophyta; Magnoliopsida; Fabales; Fabaceae
Product: FAM10 family protein At4g22670-like
Exons: 11
Coding region: 131-1345 (404 amino acids)
Molecular function (GO): Hsp70 protein binding; protein dimerization activity
Source: RefSeq, a predicted model, not a curated record